AUGAUGAAAGACUGCGUACCGCAGUUUCCAUCUUACGCCACUUAUCCAUAUCAUCAUCAUCAACAACAUCCUCAUCAAUACUGGCAAUAUGAAAAUAUUGGACCUAAUUCACCUUCACUGUCGUCUUCAUCACAUCAGACAGACAACAGAUAUCAAAAUCGGAAUCUCUAUCAUAAUGGAAGACCGAUUACAAAUGGUGGAUCUCAAAUUCAGUAUUUCGACGAUGAAGACGAUGAUGAAGAAGAUGGUCCACGUCCUUUUGACAGAAAAAUGUUUAUUGGUGGACUUAGUUGGCAGACGACGCCAGAGAAUUUGAAAACAUAUUUUCAACAAUACGGUGAAGUGCUAGAAUGUAUGAUUAUGAAAGAUGCUAUUACAAAACGAUCGAGGGGUUUUGGAUUUAUUACAUUCAAAGAUGCAACAGCGGUAGACAAAGUAUUAGCCAAAGAACAACAUAUGUUGGAUGAAAAACAGAUUGAAGUAUUGGUUGAUUAUUAA
Didymodactylos carnosus is the source of this 498-nucleotide messenger RNA. The record is from the annotation of a GenBank genome assembly. Lineage: Eukaryota; Metazoa; Rotifera; Eurotatoria; Philodinida; Philodinidae.